Messenger RNA from Heteronotia binoei (common prickly gecko), 1137 nucleotides. It is a transcript of the gene LRRC38, whose product is annotated as leucine rich repeat containing 38. Gene Ontology annotation, cellular component: voltage-gated potassium channel complex. Lineage: Eukaryota; Metazoa; Chordata; Lepidosauria; Squamata; Gekkonidae. Gene Ontology annotation, molecular function: voltage-gated potassium channel activity; potassium channel activator activity; transmembrane transporter binding. The transcript has 2 exons. The record is from RefSeq and is a predicted model, not a curated record. Bases 28 to 906 code for a protein of 292 amino acids.
UUCUCUGGGCUUGCCUAAGCGCCGACGAUGAGGCCAUGGUUCCCUUUGGGCUCCCUACCGCCUUUCCUGCUCCUCGGCUUACUCUCCUUCCCGCUGGGCCACUUCUGCCCGGCCGUCUGUAGCUGCCUGGACUACCACACCGUCGACUGCCGCGACCAAGGGCUGCCCAGCGUGCCCAACCCCUUCCCCCUGGACGUGCGCAAGCUCCUCAUCGCCGACAACCACAUCCAAGCCAUCCCGGCCGACUUCUUCAUCUUCUACGGCGACCUGGUCUACUUGGACUUCAGCCACAACUCCAUCGUCAGCCUGGAGGAAGGCACCUUCAGCAGCUCCGGCAAGCUGGUCUUCCUCGACUUGAGCUACAACAACCUGACCCAGCUGACCGCCGGCGUCUUCAAGUCCGCUGCCCGGCUGAUCAAGCUUAGCCUGGGCAACAACCGCCUGGCCGAGGUGGACGAGGCCGCCUUCGAGAGCCUGGAGCAGCUCCAGGUGCUGGAGCUGAACGACAACAGCCUGCAGACGCUGACCGUGGCCGCCCUGGAUGCCCUGCCCAACCUGCGCAGCCUCCGCCUGGAGGGCAACCCCUGGCUGUGCGACUGCGACUUUGCCAGCCUCUUCAGCUGGCUCCAGGAGAACCAGUCCAAGCUGCAGAAAGGCCUCAAUGAAAUCCAGUGUUCAGUCCCUAUGGAGGACAGAAAAAUAUUUCUCAGUGAAUUGUCAGAGGGCAGCUUUAGGGAUUGCAAAUUUAACUUGUCCCUCACAGACCUUAUUAUCAUCAUCUUUUCCGGUGUUGCUGUCUCCAUCGCUGCAAUAGUCUCAAGCUUCAUUCUGGCGCUGAUUGUCAACUGUUUCCAUAGAUGUGCCCCGAGUAAGGAUGAUGAUGAAGACGAAGACAGUGAAGAUUGAACCACCUCUGACUGGUGAAUUUUUGCUGGGAGAAUUCCUGAGGUUCAAAACCUAGCAAUGGCUCUUGAAGAAGCCGUUGCGACUCAGCUCUUAUCUAAGGGCUGUAUGCAUCUUCCACAGGUUCGGAUGGGAUUGAUCCACGAAUGUUCGUGGGAAAUGUAGCAAGGUUUAUGAAGAGGCUGAACUUUUCACAAUUUCGUCUCCUGAUCCAGCCUGCUGGCUGAAAUGAAG